AUUUUCCAUGUUCUGGACCGCCACCACGCGGAGCGGCGCGCCGCAUAAGCUCGACGGCGACGUCGCCUCCUUCGCCGCGCUGCUCGGCAGGCUCGCCGCUCGCGACGGCGGCCUCUCGGACGAGGAGGCGGCCGCGGCGGAGCUCUUCGACUGGACCGCUCCGCUCCACGUCGCCCGCUCGCCUGGCCGGCUCGACGUGAUGGGAGGCAUUGCGGACUACUCCGGCUCGCGCGUGCUGCAGAUGCCCAUCGGCGAGGCGUGCCUCGUCGCCGCCCAGCGUCAGCCCGCCUCUGCCGGCGUGCGGGCCGCCUCGUUUGGCUCGGCGGCGGGCGGGCGCACGUCGGUGGUGCACGUGGCGCUCUCGGAGCUCGCGGGCCCGGCCGGGCCGGUGCCGCUCGCCGAGCUGCGCGCCCGCCUCACGUCCGACGGCCGCGCCGCGUGGGCCGCGUACGUCAUCGGCUGCCUCGGCGUGCUCUACCACGACGGCGCCGUCUCGCCGGCGGACGGAGGCCUCGCCAUCCUCGUCGCCUCGGACGUGCCCGAGGCGGCGGGCGUCUCCUCCUCGGCCGCGGUCGAGGUUGCGAGCAUGAGCGCCCUGCUCGCCGCCCUCGGCAAGCCGCCCCUCUCGCCCGACGAGAAGCUCGCCCUCCUCUGCCAAAAGGUGGAGAAUGAGGUGGUCGGAGCUCCGUGCGGCGAGCGGCGGCGAGGGACGGCGACGACCUCCCUCCGAGCCACCUUGCCGAGCCCUCUCUCUCUCUCUCUCUCUCUCUCUCUCUCUCGCAGGUAUCAUGGACCAGCUCGCUUGCGCGCUCGGCCGCGAGGGACGCCUCCUCUCCCUCCUCUGCCGCCCUGCGACCGUCCUCGGCACCGUCCCCAUCCCG
This is a messenger RNA of Emiliania huxleyi CCMP1516, 881 nucleotides long. RefSeq lists its product as hypothetical. The transcript has 4 exons. NCBI's taxonomy places the organism in Eukaryota, Haptophyta, Isochrysidales, Noelaerhabdaceae. The annotation marks the transcript as partial. Gene Ontology annotation, biological process: carbohydrate phosphorylation; galactose metabolic process. Gene Ontology annotation, cellular component: cytosol. Gene Ontology annotation, molecular function: galactokinase activity; ATP binding. The record is from RefSeq and is a predicted model, not a curated record.